CAGCCGGACGCCAGGACAGCCAGUCAGGCAGCAAGUUGCUCCGGACCAUCGCUACAAGCGCAGUGCGCUCCGCUGCGUCGACACAGCCAGCGGCCAGGCCGACAGGCUCGCCGUCGCCCGUGCUCGUGCCGAGCCGCCGGCCGGUGUCUUCGCAUCGGGGCGCGUAAGAGUCACGUCCAGUCAUCGAGACAGCGCGUCGCGAGACAGACCGACCAACUUCGAUAAGAUGGACGUGCUCGCCGCUCGGGUGGCAGCCCCAGCCCCCCUUCUGAGCGCUCCAGCCAUGUUGCAGCUCUCGUCGUUCGCAUCCGCCAUCGACGCGCACAUGCUGCUCAACGCGUCGCUCGCCGUCGUCUGGCUCGGCUCGCUCUUCUUCCUGCUGCCGUCGCGCCGCCGCGUGCAGCUCGAGGAGGACAGCGCCGAGCAGCAGGCUGCAGCUGAGCGAGCACAGCGCCUCGCCGGCACCGCCAUCGACGAGCCGCAGUUCCACGCCAGCGUGCGACGCUCACGCGCUGCGCUUGUCACGCUCUGCGGCUGCGCUCUGGCGCUGCAUCUCGCACAGGUCAUCCAGCGGCCGCCAUCGACGUGGCAGACUGCGACGCCUCAUGCCGUCGCGAUCGCACUCUGGCUCAACAUGCUCGUCCUGUCCGCACGCGGCCACUCGCAGUCGCGCUUCGGCAAUCUGGCGCACCUCUUCUCGCUGGCGUGCAUCUUCAGCGGUGUGCGCAUCUGGGACCUGCUGCUACCGCCAAAGCCGCGCCACGGUGUGCCACCGCCAGAGGGCUACCUGUUCCUUCCGCCACUGGAGGUCGCCUCGGUCUCGCUGUCGCUGCUCGCGGUCGCGCUCAGCGGCACGGCUCGUGUCGGUCCCGCCCGCGAGUACUCGCCGCUGCCGGGCAAGGAGCCGCCGCGCCCGGUAUUGCCCAUGGGCAGCGGAGGUGCCUCUCUGUUGGGCAGGCUCUAUUUUGCCCACUGCUUCUCCGUGGCACGCCUGGCGUGGAAGAAGGGCUACCUCGAGCCGACCGCGUUCAGCCUCAUCGAUGGCUCAAACAAGGCCGAGCUCCUCUACGCCGAUUUCAAGCGCACCUAUGCCGAGGCGGUCGCUACGCGGCGUGUGCAGCUGCAGGAGAAGGUCGGGGAUCUGCGUGCUGCCUGGCCGCUGAUCAAGGCGCUCUGCCGAGCGAACGCAAGCCGCCUGAUCGUCUCAAACAUCCUCGCCUUCAUCGGCGGCAUGGGCUUCUACGCUCCAGCGUUCUGCACCAACGGCCUGAUCUCGAUUCUCGAGCGCCAGACAGAGAAGAGCAGUGGCGGCGAGCGCGCCGAGCAAGGCCUGAUCUUCUGCGUCGGCCUCUUCGCCGCCAUCGUGAUCCAGUCCAACAUCCUGGCGCAGAGCUGGAUGGUCGCAAUGGCCGAGCUGCCGCAGCGCAUGCGCGCGCAGAUUACGACGAGCGUGUACGCCACGGCGCUGCGCCGCAAGGAUGUCACGGCGACUUCGACGGCUGCCGAGGGCGACGCAGACUCGUCGGACGACGCAUUUGCCUCCAAGGCGCAGGUCAUUACGCUCACGACUGUCGACGCGGCGCGCAUCUCCGAGAUUCCAAUGUCGCUCCAGAUCCUCCUCAUGUCGCCCGCCGAGCUGCUCGUCGGCGGCUACUUCAGCAUCAAGCUGCUCGGCACGGGCGCGCUGCUCGGCUUUGCCUCGUCGCUCAUGCUGCAGCCGCUGGUGCUCGGCAUCGGCAAGUACAUCAUGCGGCGCACGACGCAGCUGCAGAAGAAGCGCGACGAGCGCGGCGCCAUGCUGGGCGAGGCGCUGUCGGCGAUGCGCAUGCUCAAGUUCAACGCGUGGGAGGACGCCAUGUCGCGGCGCAUCCUGCGCGUGCGCAAGGAUGAGCUGGGCCAACAACGCAGUGUGUGGCUCGCGACUAUCCUCAACCAGCUGCUCUUCAACUUCACGCCGACGCUCGUGACGCUCGUGGCGUACGGCUACUUCAGCCUGGGCGAGGGCCGUGCCCUCACGCCGUCGGUGGCAUUCACCGCCAGCGCCGUGCUCGCCGAGCUGCGCUGGGCUUUUCUCAACAUCCCGCUCGGCGUCAACCAGCUGUCGCAGGCGCUCGUGUCCCUCGCGCGCGUGGCACGCUAUCUGGACCGGGCUGAAGACGACCUCGUGCCGCUGGCGCCAAGCACGACGCUUGCCGGCAAGGUCGGCUGCAAGGACGCCACGAUCGCAUGGCCGCGCACCGGAGGUCCGGCGGUGCAGGGCAGUGCUGCGAGCAGUGCGGCCUUUGCCCUGCGCUCCGUCUCGCUCGAGGCCGUGCCGGGCGCGCUGAAUCUCGUCUGCGGCAAGAUCGGCGCCGGCAAGACGCUGCUGCUGCUCGGCCUCCUUGGCGAGUGCGACGUGCUCGACGGCGAGGUGUCGUGCCCGCACACCCCCGCCGAUGCCAUUCCGCUCGAAGGCAGCGCCGCGAAGGCGACUGGCGCCUGGCUGUGCCCGGACCGAUCGGCGUACAUGCCGCAGGCCACGUUCCUCAUCAACGCCACGGUGCGCGACAACAUUCUGUUCGGCACAGAGUGGGACGAGGUGCGCUAUGCGGACACGCUGAAUGCCUGCGGCCUGCUGCCGGACCUGGCGAUCCUCGAGGACGGCGACGAGACGGAGGUCGGAGAGUCGGGCGUCGGUCUGUCCGGCGGUCAGAAGGCCCGCGUAUCUCUGGCGCGCGCAGUCUACUCCCGUGCGCAGACGCUGCUGCUAGACGACCCACUGUCGGCCGUCGACGCGGCGACUGCUGCGCACAUCGCCGCGGAGCUCUUCUCUGGCCGAGGCUACCUGAUGGAGGCCCGCACAGUGCUGCUCGUCUCGCACGCCGUCCAGCUCGUCGCUCCCCACGCCGCUCAGGUGGUCGUCCUCGAUGGCGGCCGGGUGGCGUACGCCGACACGUCCGAGGCGUUCCUGCGGUCAGACUUCUACAGCGGACUGAUCGAGGAGGCCGAGGAGGAGGAAGUCAAGCCCGCUCACGAGGAGUCAGAGAGUAGCUCUGGCACCUCGACGCCGUUCGAGAAGGCCGCGACGCCGCUGCCCACGGCAAAGAAGGCCGGCAGCAGUGCGCCCGCGAAGCUGGUGCAAGAGGAGAAGCGGGCGCGCGGCGCGGUGCGCGCCGCCAUCUACGCCGGCUACCUUCGAGCGGCAGGCGGCUUGUUGGCGUGCGCAGCUGUGCUCGGCAGCUAUGCCGCAGCCGCACUGUUCGCCCUCGUCGUGCAGUAUUGGCUGAAAGACUGGACAGCCGAUGUGAUUGCACCCGUGCGCCAGCACUCGGACGCCUGGUGGUUCUGGCGCUGGGCUGGCAUCUCCGCCGUGCAGAUUCUGCUCUGGACCAGCCGCGGCUGCAUCUACUUUGCCAGCCUGGCGGCGUCGCGCCGGCUCUUUGACGCCCUGCUCGCCACGGUCCUCGGCGCGCCGAUGCGCUUUCACGAGGCCACUCCGCGCGGGCGCAUCCUGAACCGCUUCAACGAGGACAUUUCGGCAGUCGACUCGGGCCUCGUCGCAGUGCUCGACAAGACGAUUGAGGCAGGCUUUGUAGUCGUGUCGUCGUUUAUCGGCGUGUCGGUCGGCUCGGGCGGCCUGACCUUUCUCCUCGCGACAGCGCUGCUCUCGCCGGCGUACAUCAUCCUCGGCGGAGCGUACGCCGCCGCCGCUCGCGAUGCGCGCAGACUCGCCUCGACGAGCACGUCGCCCGUCGUCUCGACGUUUUCGGACCUCAUCAGCGGCGCGGCUGUUGUGCGAGCGUUCGGCGCGUCCAAGCACGGCAUGGCGGCGCUGAUGCGGCGUCUCGACGAGGCCAACUCGUACACGGUCUGGGUGCCGCAUCUGCAGCGCUGGAUCGGGCAGCUCUUCAUGACGCUCAGCGCAUGCGCCGUUUUUGUCGCCUCGCUGGGCAUCUUGCUCUCGCCGAGUGUGUCUGCCGCCCAGGCCGCCUUUGCGCUGGGCUUCCUCAUCACCGUGCCCGAGCGCCUGCUGCACCUCAUCUUCCUCUACGCCAACCUCGAGCAGAAGCUCGUCAGCGUCGAGCGCGUCGUCGAGUGGCUCGACGAGGUGCCGACCGAGAGCGCUGCUGAGGAGGAGAGCACAAAGAUGACGCCUCCAAAGGGCUGGCCGACAAGCGGCGCGGUGGACGUGAGCAAGCUCUGCGUCUCGUACGGCCCGGACCUGCCGCUCGUGCUCGAGGACGUCAGCUUUGCGAUCCCUGCAGGCACCAAGCUCGGCGUGGUGGGAGCAACUGGAUGCGGCAAGACGACGCUGGCGACGAGCUUCUUCCGCAUGGUGCUGCCGCAGAGCGGCUCGAUCCGCAUCGACGGCGUCGAUAUUGCGCAGCUGAGCCUCAACGACUUGCGCUCGAGCCUGCAGAUCGUGCCUCAGGACCCGAUCGUCUUGUCUGGCCCGUUGCGCAGCACCGUGGACCCCUUUGAGGAGUACGCGGAUGCCGAAGUGCUGCAGGCGCUGCGAGCCGUGCACCUCAUCGGGCCCAGCGCGGAGGCUGGAGCGGGCGCAGUAGAGAAUUCGGCUUCGGGCGGACACAACUUUGCAGACCUCUCCUCGGAGAUCGCAGAGGGCGGCGGGAAUCUGAGCUCGGGGCAGCGGCAGCUGCUGUGUCUUGCACGCGCGGUGCUGCGCCGCUCCAAGUUCAUCGUGUUCGACGAGGCGACUUCCUCUGUCGAUGCUGAUACGGACGCCAAGCUACAAGAGACGCUGCGUCAGACCUUUGCUGAGUCGACGACGAUCACCAUCGCGCACCGUAUCCGCACCGUCGUCGACGGCGAUCUCGUGCUCGUCAUGGAUCGCGGGCGCAUUGUUGAGCUAGCAGCGCCGCACGAGCUGCUCGCGCGGCCGGAGAGUCGCUUCUAUCGCCUCUGUCGAGCGUCGGGCAAGGCCGAGUUCCGCCUGCUCACGAGACUGGCGCAGGAGGCGGCGCAGCGGCGCUCGAUUUAGAACACAGGAGCAUGAAAAAGGGGGGGAAAGGAGAAUGCAAUUAGACGCCCUCGCCGACUUCGCU
Molecule: messenger RNA, 5045 nt
Organism: Tilletiopsis washingtonensis
Lineage: Eukaryota; Fungi; Basidiomycota; Exobasidiomycetes; Entylomatales
Product: P-loop containing nucleoside triphosphate hydrolase protein
Exons: 9
Coding region: 227-4981 (1584 amino acids)
Biological process (GO): transmembrane transport
Cellular component (GO): membrane
Molecular function (GO): ATP binding; ABC-type transporter activity; ATP hydrolysis activity
Source: RefSeq, a predicted model, not a curated record